CUUCAUCGGAGCGUUAAUUCGAUGAUUACAAAGGCUAGCAGACGACUUAUUAGAAACAUUCCUGUUUGAUCAAGAGAGGGGCAUGGAUACAGAUUUGGAUAUCUUUCAUAAGUUCUGUGGCGGGGAAACAUUUUGGAAUGGUACAAAGUUUUUCCAAGCAGAGCCAGAGUUUUCAUUAUGUUUCAUGAACACAGUACUUGUUUGGAUACCAUGUGCUUUUAUUUGGAUUGCAGCACCUUUGUUUGUUCUCCGAAUAUCCUUAAGCAGAGCUUUGCAACCGCUUCCAUUUGCAAAACUAAACUUAGCGAAAGCGAUAUUUUCAGCCCUGGCAGCAGUAAUGAUAGGGUUACAACUUCGUGAGGUGCAUGUUUCAGGUGGAAAAUGUGUCGAAAUGACGAUCACACCGGCAAUGGAGACAUCUUGUCUUAUCAAGAUUGCCAGUUUUAUAUUAACCAUUAUGCUACAACAGUAUCAGCGGUACAAGGGUAUUAAAACAUCGGCAAUACCGUUUACAUUCUGGGCAUUACUUGUGAUGUCUGAGAUACCAGCCAUCUAUACAAAUAUAUAUAAACAGAAAUAUUUCUUCUGCCUGCUAGCCCUGGAACAUUACACUUAUUUCCUUCUAAUAAUUGUUCAACUAGUCCUACAUUGUUAUGCAGAGAAAAACAAGCGAACGCAGCAAGGUACAGAUAAGAAAUCCUGUCCUGAAGAAGAUGUGCCAUUUGUUAGUCACAUGACUUAUAGCUGGUUUUCACCAACCAUUAAGAAAAUAUAUGCGGGUACUUUUGACGUGAAGAAAUUCUGGGCCCUUCCGUCAAGACUUAAAAACGAAAGAGUGGCACCUCAGCUUGAAAGGGCUUGGAAUGAGGAAGUUAAUCACUGUGAAACAAAAAGACUGCUUACUGCUAAAAGGGGUAAAUAUCGUCAUAGAAAUGGAUAUGGGCUACUGGAUGGAGGCGACGGAAACGUUCUUCAUAGAAUGUACAUGGAAAGUUGGUUGACAUCAGAAGAUACCCCACUACUUUCAAACAGUUUCUCAAAGAAAACAAAACAAAGAAAGAGAAGAAAUGACGAGGACAAGCGUUGUUUAAAACCGAACUUAUACAAAGCUUUGAUAAAGGUUUUCUUAAAAUACUGGAUUGAAGCCGUCUCCUUCUUAAUACUAGGUCAAAUAGCAUGGUACAUGAUUCCGUUGGUACUACAAUACCUUAUUCAAGUAAUUGACGAACGGGAUUCUGAUACGGGUUUCCCGAUUCCGAUGUGGAUAGCAUAUUUUUGCUGCGUGGCUAUUCUAAUAUUCACCUUUGCCAACCUGUUCUUUCACCACACAUCUUUCACACACAUGCUAGAGCUUGGACUUAAUGUUAAAACAGCAUUGAUGGCUCUUGUGUAUCGAAAGGUAGCCCUUAGUUUAGCUAAGCUUUACUCUUAG
Messenger RNA from Ruditapes philippinarum (Manila clam), 1432 nucleotides. Its product is annotated as ATP-binding cassette sub-family C member 2-like. Gene Ontology annotation, molecular function: ATPase-coupled transmembrane transporter activity; ATP binding. Gene Ontology annotation, cellular component: membrane. Bases 83 to 1432 code for a protein of 449 amino acids. The record is from RefSeq and is a predicted model, not a curated record. Gene Ontology annotation, biological process: transmembrane transport. Lineage: Eukaryota; Metazoa; Mollusca; Bivalvia; Venerida; Veneridae. The transcript has 11 exons.